AUGUUUGGUUUUGGUAAAAAGAAGGAGGCAAAAAAGGAAGAUAAGGCUGAUAGCAAGAAUUUUAUCAAAGUCAGCACACCAUUCGAACAUCCAGUUGAAGGUAUUGUUCCACCAAAGGAAAAAAAACUCACUGAUGAGCAAGACACCAAGUACCAGGAAGUGUUACAUUAUUUCCAAAGGCCGGACCUAGAGGUCAGCGUUAAGGAGAAAGAAAGCUCCAAGAAAGAACCUUUGAUUGAUGAUGAAAAGGCAUGGCUCACUAGAGAAUGUAUUCUGAGAUACUUGCGUGCAACAAAAUGGGUAGUCAAGGAUGCAAUCGAAAGAAUUGAAGGCACCAUUGCGUGGAGAAGAGAAUUCGGAAUCCAAUAUCAAGAUCCUGAAAAAAACUCAUGUAAUGCCAAAUUGGUGGAACCUGAAUCUUUGACAGGUAAACAGGUUGUUUUAGGAUUCGACAAUGAUGCUAGACCUUGCUUAUAUCUCAAGCCAGGAAGACAGAACACCAAGACAUCACAUAGACAGGUUCAGCACCUAGUUUUUUGUCUAGAGAAAGUUAUCGACUUUAUGCCUUCAGGACAAGAUUCAUUGGCCUUAUUGAUUGACUUUAAGCAACAUCCAGAAAUAAGUGCCAAUGUGGAAACAUCUAAGAUCCCGCCGCUUUCUGUUGGCAGAGAGGUUCUUCAUAUUUUGCAAACACAUUACCCAGAAAGAUUAGGUAAAGCGUUACUUACAAAUAUUCCUUUUCUAGGUAGGGCAUUUUUGAAGUUGAUUUAUCCAUUUAUUGACCCACUAACCAAGGAAAAAUUGGUCUUUGAUGCCGAAUUCAAAAAGUUUGUUCAUGCCGAGCAGCUUGAUAAAGACUUUGAAGGCCUUGUCGAUUUUGAAUAUAACCAUGAAUUGUACUGGCCUGCACUGUUAGAAAUCACCCAAAAAAGAAGAGCUGCAUAUUUUGAAAGGUUCCAUAAGUUCGGUGCCGUAGUGGGUCUUAGUGAAAUAGACUUAAGAGGUUCUUCAGAGAAAUUGACAGUUCCCAUUGGGAAACACCCAUACAAUGCAUCCGAGUCUACAGAAAACUUAGUAGAGGAAGUUUCAGACGCCACGGAGAAGUUGAAUCUAUAG
Molecule: messenger RNA, 1116 nt
Organism: Pichia kudriavzevii
Lineage: Eukaryota; Fungi; Ascomycota; Pichiomycetes; Pichiales; Pichiaceae
Exons: 1
Coding region: 1-1116 (371 amino acids)
Molecular function (GO): phosphatidylinositol transfer activity
Source: RefSeq, a predicted model, not a curated record